UUGUUCUGCAUCGUUGUGCUUCCACCACUCCAACGAUAACAAUCACAGUGGAUAAGCAUCAGAUCUAGGAUUAUAUCAUCAAAGUAGAUAUUAUGGGUAGGCCUUCUGAGUCAGGCUCAUCAGAGAAGAAAUCAAGCGAUGGCAUGAAUGAUUUACUGACUUUUAAUGCUGAAAAUAUUCAAAACAACAUGAAAAUUAUAUAUUACAGCCGAACAUUUUUGUCUAUAAUUGGUGGAGUUGUUGCUGGAAUUUUGGGGUUCACAAGCUUGAAAGGGUUUGUCUUUUACUUCUUUCUCAUGGCACUUACUUCACUUGGGAUUAUAGCCAAAGCCAGAUUUUCGAUCCACUCAUACUUUGACUCCUGGAAUAGAGUAUUACUGGAUGGCUUCCUAGGUGGUCUAAUGUCAUUCGUGCUGUUUUGGACAUUUGCGUACGACAUUGUUCAUAUAUUUUGA
Messenger RNA from Abrus precatorius (Indian licorice), 455 nucleotides. Its product is annotated as ER membrane protein complex subunit 6-like. The record is from RefSeq and is a predicted model, not a curated record. Bases 93 to 455 code for a protein of 120 amino acids. Gene Ontology annotation, biological process: protein folding in endoplasmic reticulum; autophagosome assembly. Lineage: Eukaryota; Viridiplantae; Streptophyta; Magnoliopsida; Fabales; Fabaceae. The transcript has 5 exons. Gene Ontology annotation, cellular component: membrane; endoplasmic reticulum; EMC complex.